Manihot esculenta (cassava) is the source of this 528-nucleotide messenger RNA. RefSeq lists its product as uncharacterized. Gene Ontology annotation, biological process: plant organ development. NCBI's taxonomy places the organism in Eukaryota, Viridiplantae, Streptophyta, Magnoliopsida, Malpighiales, Euphorbiaceae. Gene Ontology annotation, molecular function: DNA-binding transcription factor activity. Bases 1 to 528 code for a protein of 175 amino acids. The record is from RefSeq and is a predicted model, not a curated record. The transcript is spliced from 2 exons.
AUGGACAUGGCUGGUCCUGGUAGAACUCAAGUGAACUCUAGAUGGAACCCAACAAAGCAGCAAAUAAGCAUGCUUGAGAGCUUAUACAAGCAAGGAAUAAGGAUUCCAUCAGCUGAGCGCAGAUACAUUAUUUGCGGAUCAUACUACCUGCCACGGAGAGAUUUAGGGUUUUAUCUGCGGUAUCCGAAGGUGCUACUCCCUAAUGGAUUCAAGAGGAGGCCAAGGAGUGAAAAGAUUGACAAGGCAAGAGCCUAUGCUUUUACUGAUUCGAAGCAGGAAACUAUCGACGACAAGUUCUUUGGCAACAAUGAAGAAACAUUGCCUCUCUUUCUUUUGCACCCAACUGGUGUUUUACAAGGAAGAGCUGAGACUCUGCGUUCUCUUGGUUCAAUGAUUUGUGCUGCUGAAAAUUCCAUUGCCAAUUCUGCUUCGAGCUCCUCUGAGAUGACUACUGGCGUUGAAGAUGUUUCUAGUGACAAACCCUUCUUCGAUAUAUAUUUUUUUUUUCAUGAAACAAACGCUAAGUGA